Messenger RNA from Tachysurus fulvidraco (yellow catfish), 1276 nucleotides. RefSeq lists its product as uncharacterized. The record is from RefSeq and is a predicted model, not a curated record. The transcript is spliced from 6 exons. The coding region runs from base 35 to 925 and encodes 296 amino acids. NCBI's taxonomy places the organism in Eukaryota, Metazoa, Chordata, Actinopteri, Siluriformes, Bagridae.
ACAAAAGCUGCAUCUGAGCCAGCAGAGGGUGACUAUGUGCUCCAAGGCAGUGGAGGAGGCAGACAAGUCCCGAAGUGAGGCGGAAAAGAACCGAACUCUGGCAGAGGCUCGUGCACUAGGAAGCAAAGGAGAGAGAGAUGCAGCACUGGCUGACAAAGUAGAACUUAGCGAAGAGCUACACAAUUUGAGUAAAGAGCACAAAAACACACAGCUGCUUCUGGCCCAGACUGAAAAAAAAUACUUUGAGGCUAUGUUGAAACUGGACAGGGUGUCUGGAGAGAAGGAGUUUCUCCUAAAGGAGAGCAAGGAACUGGAAGAUGAGAGGAACAAAUUACGGCAGAAUAUCAAAGAGCUGACUGACGAGAAUGCAACAAUUAAAGAAAAGGAGGUGAUCUGGAGACGCAGGGCUGCUGCCGCUGAGGAACAGAGCGAGAGAGCCAUUAAAGAGCAGCAGCAGGCUGAGCAUGAGUGCAGACUGGCCAAGAGAGAAAAAGACAAAUCAGUUAGCGAGUGUCUCAGCUGGCGGGAAAAACACCAAGCACUUGCAGACAUCUUCAGAGAGAAGGAAGACCUCAUAUCACAGAGGCAGAACAAAGCAUGUCAAGCAAACAUAAAAAGCUACAUUCUUUGUAUGGCUGAAAGUGACCAGAGGAUUAAGAUCCUAAAGAACCAUGAUGGAACUCCAAGAAACUUUACGGAGGGGGAUCCUGUGUAUAUCUCAAAAGCUCAAGCCAGUGAUGAGGAUUCAGAAAAGAGUUCAGGAAGGACCAUUCUCAGGGUUACAGCUCCCACACCAGGAAGAGACUCUGGACCAGCUCAGUUCAGUGAACUGUCAGCAGUGGGAGCAGAUCCCCAUGAGAGCAGCAUUCUGAGGCGAAGUCGAAAAGUGGUUGAGUACUUCUGGAUUCCCACCGACCAAGAAUGAUAUAAAUGGCUUGAGGUUUUUAAAGUUCUGAUUUAAAAAAGUAAGGAAACCAAGAUGUUUACACACUACCAUGUACAAAGUUGGGAUUUUUCCAUUUUAAAAUGGCCUUGCCCAGCGUCUUUUAUGUCAACUGCAUGUCACAUGCUCCAUCUCAAGCAUUAACAUCUACUGAAAAUAACGAGAAUGACAUGAUGACAUGCUGCUUUUUGAUGACAUUUCGAGUUGGCCUAUCUUUUGUCACCAAAAUCAGCUACAACUAAAUACAUAAUAUUAAAGAUGGUAUCAAGGAAUAACAUCAAAACUGUCAUUGCUUCAACAGCAGUUUCAUGAACAUGUAAAGCAAUCUUUAGU